Osmerus eperlanus (European smelt) is the source of this 2854-nucleotide messenger RNA. RefSeq names its product BTB/POZ domain-containing protein KCTD19-like. Lineage: Eukaryota; Metazoa; Chordata; Actinopteri; Osmeriformes; Osmeridae. Bases 320 to 2854 code for a protein of 844 amino acids. The transcript is spliced from 16 exons. The record is from RefSeq and is a predicted model, not a curated record.
GAUAACUUGAGUUUGAGUCAAACAAGCCUAAACAGCAAGAUGAGUGGAUGCUAGGCUUACUGUAGUGAUAAUAUUUUUCAAUUUCAACAAGGCCUUAGAACAUUUUCAAUCAGGCAAGCAUUACUUGCGUGCUCGGCCAGUAGACCUUCAAGUCGCUGAGAGAGCCACUCUGAAUUACUGGAAAACCCGCAUCUGCAACAAGAAGCUACCGGAAGUCAUUGCCAGUCCCGUUUCCUCAGUCCAUGAUGCAGUACCGCUGGGCCUAAUCGGGACCCCGCUGAUCGAUGGAGACGAGGAAGUGCUGUACUGUUUCCUGCCGAUGGAACAGAUCCGCCUGUACCCAGACCUGGUGACACCACACAACCUGCUCUGGCUGUGUGAUAAUGUGGCCAUCAUCGAGUGUGACAGCCCACUCUUCAGGUUCAUAGCUAAUUUCCUUCAGACGGGAAAGAUUGUGCUCCCGGAGCAGUUCAGUGAUUAUGAGAGGUUGAACACGGAGGCGAGAUCAUCUGGCAUGUUCCACUUCAUGAAAACUCUGCAGGAAUCACAUGAGGCUAGCUUCGAUGGUGACUGCCCUCCAGCAGCCCAUGCCAGUGAGCUGUCGACCCCUCAGCCACCCAAACCUCUGUACGAGAUGACCUUUGACCUCCUGGUGAGGUAUCAAGACUCCGCUCUGGGUCAGCUCUACGUGGACGGAGACCUGCCCGGCAACAAGCUGUACAUGUGUGGGAACGGGGUCGUCUUCCAGCACGUGGAGAACUGGCUGGGAACAAGCCGCCUGCCUCUCACAGAGAGUGGGCCUGAGCUCCAGGGGCUGUGUGAGUACCUGGACCAGCAGGAUGAGGCCUACCAGGCCUUCAAGGAGGCGCUGUGGGAGUUCCUACUCAGGAAGAAAACCCCAGGGGGGUCUUUUACGGCAUGGCCCUGGUCUGCCUCAGUGGCAACGUUCAGCGUUUAUAAAGUUAUUAAAGUUUAUGUUGGAACACACUGGUACGCCACUUACUUUAAAACCCUUUUAAAGUACCCAGAGCUGCUAUCCAACGUCAAGAAGACCAGCUGGAUCGUGUUCGGAGAGAGUCUUCUUGUUAAAGGAGACGGGCAAAUGUUCCGUCACAUACUCAACUUCCUGAGAUGCGGGCGGCUGUUGCUGCCCUCCGAGUUCAGGGAAUGGCAGCUGCUCCUCCAUGAGAUUGUGGAGUUCCAGAUUCCCUCGCUGAGUGGCGCUCUUGAGGACUGCACAGAUUACAGGGUCUGGACCCAGAGCAGAGAGACUUCACACAACAUGUCCUCCUCUUCAGCCAUGUCCUUGCUUGUCUAUGACGGAGAGCAACACUGCUUUGAGAGCAGGGAUCCGAGUUCAAUACAGUGGCAAAAUUCUGACAACUCCCAAGACCCUUUCAUCUCAGUGGAUGGGGACGUCUGUCUGUCUGAAGACCCAGAGGGUGCACAGAGGCCAAGACACCCCAUUCUAAACACAGCGGAGGGCAGCUACAUCACUACAGAAGUCACAGCUGGCUCAAGUCAACCUCCACCAGCUCUCCGUAGAACAGAUCCUGUUGACAGAUCUCUGCCCUCUGACAGACCCUGUCAGCCAACUUCAUCCGCCGCCAAUACCAAGAUCUCUGCAACGCGGACAAGCGUGUUCCAAAACAAAACACUCGACAACACAGAACUCCCGGCAACACAAAACCACAGCGACUCCACUCAAAUCUCUGUGGCUCUUUGGCAGAUGAUGAAAUCAAAACCAGCGGUUUGUGGGAAUCUGUCGUCAGUGAGUCAGGGCAGCGCGACAAAGAGGACACCAGAGGGCGUAGGACAGAUGUCGAACUCCCUCCGCAGAAUGAUCCAGAGAGGCAGAGAGGCGGGGAAUCUGUCCGCCCCUCUGCAGAAGCUGGUACACAUGGUGGAGAGUGUGUUUCAGACUGGCCCAAAAACAGAGCCUUGGGGAACGCCGUCUAGGCCAACCGCCAGAACCGGGACCACCCCAGAAGCUGCUUCCAGGGGCUCCACGUCUUUCUCCCUCCCCACAGACCCCCUCCCUGCCCUGGCCUCGGCCAGGCUGUCUGCCCUCACUGCCCUCUUCUCCAGACAGAGGCUCCCUAGGGGCCCCACGGCACAUACCCACCCCACACACACAGCUAAGACGGGGGAGCGAAGCAGAGCCAAUCCUUACAUCGUGACUCAGCCAAGUGGGGAAGGGAGUGGCUGGAACGGGCCUGCCCUGAGGAGCUGUGUGUUCCCGGUGAGGGGCUGUGUGUUCCCGGUGAGGGGCUGUGUGCUGCCUGUCCAGGGCUCUGUCGUCAGGGUGGACCACCCUGCUGUCCUGGGGAGAGGAGAACCAGGAGGCUGCUUCACCCAGAGUGUCAUCUACACUGCCAGCUCCAGUCUGUACACCGAAUAUCAAUCACACAAGGUGCAAGACGCAAGAGAAGAUGAUCAAAAUGUGGCCUUUGCGUGCUUCAGUCUGUCCUACGAGGAGAUGGUGUACGGACGGCAGUGCCACGCUUUUCUGACGGGGGUCAUCCUAGACUCCGUCAGGUUACAGGACUCCCAGGACAACACCGUGAAGAUAGCCAACCUGGUCUACGCCCUCUGGACCGGACAGACUGAGGUGGAGGACUUUGUCUCUGAGCUGAUGAGGAUCAUCUCACCUGGGAGACAGAAACAGAGAGAGCUGCUCCAGCGCUGGCUGAAGCUCACCCUGACCUUAGCCCAGCGCUACACGUCAUGUUUGGAGUUGCUGGGGAGACAACACUGCCACACCAGCGCUCUGUUCCCUGGGGAACGGACCGCUCGUGUGUCCCAGCUCACCGCAGCUGUUCCGUUCUCCAGCCCGUCUCAAAUGAACAGCUGA